AUGAGUUCUACAAGCAGAGCUUGGAUGGUAGCUGCAAGUAUAGGAGUAGUGGAAGCACUGAAAGAUCAAGGCUUGUGCAGAUGGAACUAUGCACUGAGGUCACUUCAACAACAUGCCAAGAACAAUAUCAGAUCAUAUUCUCAGCAGCCGAAAAAAUUGCUUCCUGCUCUUCCAAAGAAGCUCAGAGAUGACAAGUUGAAACAGUCUGAGGAGUCUCUCAGAACAGUUAUGUAUUUGAGCUGUUGGGGUCCUAAUUGAACCCUCACGCUUGUUUGUGCAGUGCCAAUUUUGCAUUGAAUGUACAUAUAGCUUCCUUUCAGUUUUUAUAAUAAUGUUCCUUCAGCUCUUCUA
Messenger RNA from Manihot esculenta (cassava), 351 nucleotides. RefSeq lists its product as uncharacterized. The transcript has a single exon. The coding region runs from base 1 to 258 and encodes 85 amino acids. NCBI's taxonomy places the organism in Eukaryota, Viridiplantae, Streptophyta, Magnoliopsida, Malpighiales, Euphorbiaceae. The record is from RefSeq and is a predicted model, not a curated record.